GCGCUAUCUUUAGUCGAGGUGAAUACGGUCUACGAUACAGCAGCUGCUGCAGCUAAGCCAUUCAGGCAUAGAUAUAGGCGAUAUAGGCGAUAUAGGUGAAGUGUGAAGUGAAGAACACUGUCGUUUGAGCGAAAGCUGCGUAUCAAUAAAACUGUGAUGACUGAAGAAUGAUGAUCAAGUCUGAAUUAAUACAAUAUUGGGUCUCUAAGCUUAAGAGGCACCUUUUUUAGUAAAAAUUAAAAAAUGUAAACUUAAUUUUAACUAUCUAUUUUUACCAAAGAUCUCCGAAUGGUGAUCACACGGUAUGCCAUGAAGCCGUUGACAAUAUAAGUAUACCGAAUAUGAUCCUCUGGCAUGGAAAGCCGGCGACAGACAUUCCUGUAAGCCAACAAGGUAAUGCGAAUGAUUGGAAACUGGUGAUAUUAUUACCAUCAUCAAAUGUGAGACGAUAAAAGAAACAAUGAAAAUGCAAGCGUUAGUGGUAAGUUUAUAUUCAAAGGCUGUUGCUGGAAACAACUGCUCACUUGAAUAAACUGUCAUGGCAAACGUACAAGUUGUGACUGUCAGAAAUGUGACCCGCCACAGAUAUUUAGUCUACUUAAUCAUAUGGCUGUGCAUUCUUUUUCCAGUGUUAUAUUUCAAAAUUUCUGAUCGCCCUGUACCUGAUAAUAAGACUGUAAACACAUCCGUAAACUCUGUCCACAAGUAUAAAAGAACAGUUUCCAGAGUCAAUUACAAUGAUCUUACUAAAGUGUGCAAUCCUCCGCACAUGAUUGAACGUGGUGAUGAAGGAAAUAUUGGCUUGCUAAACAACAGUCUUACAAUCCAAGGAGUAAUAAUACUGACUAGACAUGGAGAUCGUGGGCCGAUGAAUCAUGUUCGAAACAUAGCUGAUAUAGACUGCAGCAUGGAACCUGAUCAAGAUCAAGAGUAUAAUGGUUAUACAAAAUUCUUGCAAAACAUAUUUUUCAAUAUGUCAUUACAGUUUUUAGGUCCUUUUCAUGGGUACCCAUUGUAUCCACCACAAAACAAUUGUUCCAUAAGUCAACUCACCCCUAUUGGUGUAUCACAAAUGCUGAAGCUUGGGCGAACUUUGCGUUCUGUGUACCACCCUUUGCUUAGUGUUUCUAAUUCUGAUGAUAUAAUAAUAUACAGCACUAAGUACAGACGCACAUUCCAAAGUGCAUUGGCAUUCAUGUAUUCUGUUCUGUCACCAGAUGUAUUGUCCAAAGUCACGUUCAAGGAGAGUGAUAGCUACAGUUACUGUUUUGAUCAUUGUGCGUGUUUUAAUGUUAAUAGCUUACAAAUGAAAAUGAAACAAUCAUCAGCAAAACGGUUAAAGGGCCGUAGAGUAGUAGAAAAAAUGCUCAAACGCAUACAUAAUAUAGUGCAUCUGAUGUCCAGUACUGUACGAGUAGACCCUUACUUAAUAAGGGAUUCUAUUAUGACAUAUGUAUGCCAUGGAGCAUCACUGCCUUGCUAUCAGAAUGAUUGUGUAACAUAUGACAAUGUAGAGCAGCUUUUUAACUACAUUGACUGGGACUUGGAACGUUAUGCUAAACAUGGGCUAUUACGGAAAUAUGGACUACUCAAGUCAUAUGGCUUUGCGCUGAAUAUUGCCAUGAAUUUGUUGAAAAUGGUAUCUGAGAGUAAGCCUCGUUUGGUCCUAUACUCUGGUCACGACUUGACAGCUCAAUACCUUUUAGCGGCAUUUGGAGUUCUUAAUGCACAAACCAUGUCACCACACUAUGCUUCUCGCCUAGUGUUUGAGGUAUAUCGAAACAACACUGUUGACACCACUUACCCCAGUAGGGACUUCUACUUUAGAGUAAUUUUUAAUGGCAAAGAUGUGACCCGAUCAGUGGCUUUUUGUAGAACUCGUUCUAAAAACUGGACAGACUCUUCAAUUUAUCUGUGCCCAAUUGAGUCCGCUAUUAGAUUCAUACAUGAUGAUUAUUUUAUCACUUUUAAUGCUUCCAACUAUAAGGAAGCAUGUGGCAUUCGUUCUUGAAUUGUAAACCACAUUAUAUUAUGUACUUUUUAAUUUUUUAUAGAUAGUCACUCAUAGGCGCCCGCAAAAAUUGUUCUAGGGGGGGGGGGCAAUGUUAGGAUUUUAGGAUAAAUAUUAUAAUUUUACCAGGUGUUUUAAAAUAAUAACC
Molecule: messenger RNA, 2159 nt
Organism: Diuraphis noxia (Russian wheat aphid)
Lineage: Eukaryota; Metazoa; Arthropoda; Insecta; Hemiptera; Aphididae
Product: 2-phosphoxylose phosphatase 1
Biological process (GO): dephosphorylation; chondroitin sulfate proteoglycan biosynthetic process; glycosaminoglycan biosynthetic process
Cellular component (GO): Golgi apparatus
Molecular function (GO): phosphatase activity
Source: RefSeq, a predicted model, not a curated record